AUGAAAUUACACUGUUAUAGUCUCGAAGUCCCGGUUGAAAGUAGCAAACACCGACGUAAUUCCAAUAUCAACCCAAUUAUUGAUAAAGUUUUGGAAGCAAAACGUGCAGAUGGUCUUGCCCGCCUCUGGCAAAGCCAUAAAGAAGUGCUCAUAUAUGAACAGACAGGACCUCCAGACUUUGAUGAUGUUACUCAAUUUUACAUACAUGAUUAUAAGUUGGUUCGAGCCAUGAGGGAUGUGUUAAAUCAAAGAAUAACCCUUCGUCUUAAAGAUGGGAUAUCUGAUCAUAAAGACCUAGCAAGCUUUGGUGCCUUUGGCCAUCGCACCGAG
Entrophospora sp. SA101 is the source of this 330-nucleotide messenger RNA. The record is from the annotation of a GenBank genome assembly. NCBI's taxonomy places the organism in Eukaryota, Fungi, Glomeromycota, Glomeromycetes, Entrophosporales, Entrophosporaceae.